Anopheles nili is the source of this 636-nucleotide messenger RNA. RefSeq names its product bifunctional endo-1,4-beta-xylanase XylA-like. NCBI's taxonomy places the organism in Eukaryota, Metazoa, Arthropoda, Insecta, Diptera, Culicidae. The record is from RefSeq and is a predicted model, not a curated record. The transcript is spliced from 2 exons. The coding region runs from base 69 to 500 and encodes 143 amino acids.
ACAGUUCAGCAGUAACAAGUACUAGCAUCUAGCGCUCUAGUGUCAACUGUGCCCACCCACCCAGCAACAUGUUGAAGUUUGUCCUGAUCAGUGCCGCGUUGGUGGCCACAAUCUGUGCAGCUCCGGCCGAUAACAAGCCGGGCCAGCAGGGCCGUACCGAUGGUCUGGACCAGGCCGAAUCAACCUGGAACAACCCGAACGCGUGGAAUGCACCGAACACCUGGGCCCGGGAUCCGAACUCCUGGAACCACCCGAACUCCUGGAACCAUGCAAACUCCUGGAACCACCCGAAUGCCUGGAUCCGCGGCUACAACAACCGUAAUGACAUGGCCACCGCUCGAGCAGGAUUCGACACGGCUAACCGUUGGGGUGCCGGAGCUGACCAGUGGAACCGCUACGGUGCUGCUGGUGCCGGCUGGAACAACUGGGGAGGACGUGGAGCGGCUGGAGGAUGGCAGGCUGGUGCCGGCGCUGUCGCUAACCGCUGGAACGCUUGGUAGACGGAAACGGCUGGCAAUGCAAUGACCGAGUCAGACACCCGACACCACGAGCUGUUUGCAUGUGCGCGGAUUUGUUCUUGAUUACCAUAUAACCAACUUUUGUACUCCCAAGUAAAAUAAAGAUUUUAUCAGCACC